Messenger RNA from Nicotiana tabacum (common tobacco), 885 nucleotides. Its product is annotated as B3 domain-containing protein Os04g0386900. NCBI's taxonomy places the organism in Eukaryota, Viridiplantae, Streptophyta, Magnoliopsida, Solanales, Solanaceae. Gene Ontology annotation, molecular function: DNA binding. The record is from RefSeq and is a predicted model, not a curated record.
CCCUAAGUAAAAUAGGUAGUACCGAAACUCCACUGGUUUGCUGAAGAAUAAGAAAACGGAACAACUCCAAUUAUCUAUUGAAACCGCAAUGGAGAGCAAACCAUCUUUUGUACAUGUUUCAAACCACGAAGAUUACUCCACACCCGAGCGUGAGAGCACUGGAAUCGAAGAAAUCGACAAUGGUGAAUACUGGCCCCUUUCUGGCAAACCCUAUGUUGAUAUGAUUCUCACAAAAACUACUGUCAAGCCCCACUAUGGCAUGUAUUUACCGAGAAAAAUGAACAAAGAGCUACCUGCUGGUGGAGCCCCAGCAGUCCUUACUUGUGGUCGAAAGAAGUGGGAUAUGUUCUACUAUUCUAAUAACAAAUUUAGCGCUGAGUGGAAAAAAUUUGUGGAUGAUAACGAUCUGAAGGUGGGGGAUGGACUUGUGUUUGAACUUUCAGAGUGCAGCACUAGCAAAAUCCAUUUUAGAGUUCAGAUUCUGAGAGGUGAUUUCCCUUCUGAAUUGCUGCCUGAAGAUGAAGAGGGUGCAACUGAUGCCAACCCAAUUGAACUGUAGGAAGUUGUAGGCUGUUUACAAGUAUUUGAAACCAUAUUUAGACGAUUAUAUUUUCUUUGAGCAUAGUGUUACUGUUGAAGGGGAGCCUUGGAGUAACAAUAAAGUUAUCUUCGUGUGACCUAUAGGUCACGGGUUCGAGCCGUGGAAGCAGCCAAUAAUGCUUGCAUUAGAGUAGGUUGUCUACAUCGCACCCCUUGGGCGAACGCGGGAUGCCUUAUGCUGGGCUGCCCUAUAGUGUUACUGUUCUGUUUGGUUUAAAAGAAUGACUUACUAUUUGUUCAUGUGGAUCUGUUUUCUCUAUAUUGUGAUUGUUUGGUUAUCUUCUA